Molecule: messenger RNA, 195 nt
Organism: Colletotrichum gloeosporioides
Lineage: Eukaryota; Fungi; Ascomycota; Sordariomycetes; Glomerellales; Glomerellaceae
Exons: 1
Coding region: 1-195 (64 amino acids)
Source: RefSeq, a predicted model, not a curated record
AUGCCUCCCCCUUCCGUCCUCGCUCAAUGCUCCAGCACACUCUGGUGCAUCAUCCGCUCUCUACCCCUCUGGACCGUCGUCCUCGUCGUCCUCCUCCUCGGCGCAGCCCGCCAGCUCGUGUUCCCGAGCAUCAAGUCCGCCGAUAAGAAGCGAGCGCCGCCGCCCUCACCGCAACCGCAUCGCAAAACUCCCUGA